AGUUUUUGACAGCUUUCAAUAGAAAAGGCUGAACCAUGGCUCCAAGAAAAAACAAAGUUGCAAAAGAAGAAGUUCAAGUGACGCUCGGUCCUCAGCAUUUGGCUGGCGAAACAGUGUUUGGCGUUGCUCAUAUCUUCGCUUCAUUCAAUGACACAUUCGUGCAUGUUACCGAUUUGUCUGGUCGGGAAACCAUUGCCAGAGUUACUGGAGGAAUGAAAGUAAAGGCCGAUCGUGAUGAAGCUUCGCCCUAUGCUGCUAUGUUGGCUGCCCAGGAUGUUGCUGAAAAAUGCAAAACUCUUGGUAUCACUGCCCUGCACAUAAAGCUCCGUGCAACUGGUGGUAACAAAACCAAGACACCUGGUCCUGGGGCUCAAUCAGCUCUUCGUGCGUUGGCUCGCUCUAGUAUGAAAAUUGGCCGCAUUGAAGACGUCACUCCUGUGCCCUCAGACUCAACUCGCAGGAAGGGUGGUCGACGAGGACGAAGGCUGUAAAUCUGUUAGGUUAAGUGCACUGUUGACUUGAAUAAACAAGUUUACGGU
Diatraea saccharalis (sugarcane borer) is the source of this 539-nucleotide messenger RNA. The record is from the annotation of a GenBank genome assembly. Lineage: Eukaryota; Metazoa; Arthropoda; Insecta; Lepidoptera; Crambidae.